Lagenorhynchus albirostris (white-beaked dolphin) is the source of this 2140-nucleotide messenger RNA. RefSeq names its product thrombospondin type 1 domain containing 8 (gene THSD8). The transcript has 3 exons. The record is from RefSeq and is a predicted model, not a curated record. NCBI's taxonomy places the organism in Eukaryota, Metazoa, Chordata, Mammalia, Artiodactyla, Delphinidae. The coding region runs from base 1596 to 1994 and encodes 132 amino acids.
AGAGAUAAGGGGCUUUUGAGCAAACCCCAGGGAGCGCCACCCACCCCACCCUGAAGUGCAUGCUGAGGCUGCUUCUCACAGCUGAGAAGACUAAGCUAAUACUCUAGCAAAGUGGCUUCACAUGUGCUGGUGGUUUCCAGCACCUUGAGGCAGAGAACCUGCCUUAGAGUCCCCAUCCUCCUCUCUCUAGCUCUGUGUCAUUGGGCCCAGCCCUUCACUCUCUUGAACUGGAGUUUCCACCUUGCUGAAAUAGUUCACGGGAGGGAGGCUGUGUUGCCCUAAGUGAAAAAAAGCAUCUGCUAACUCUCUACGCCACGAAACUAGUUUCCAAAAGCUAAUUACUGUCAUCAUCAUUGAGGACUUGGGAAUCACUAUUUCCAUUAUUUUCUUGAUGGGAAAGGGAGACGCAGAGGUUGAGCACCGGCCAGGAGAACACACAGCUCAGACCCUAUAGAGGUGUAGGUUUAGCUGCACCCUUCCUCCUUACUGGUCCCCACUGGUCAUACCAAGCCAGGUGGGUGAACUGAGAGUCCACAGAGACGCCCAGCACAUCGCAGUCCAGCUUGUGGAACUCCUCGGCACGCUCACUGAAAGCGAUGAUCUCCGUGGGGCACACAAAGGUAAAGUCCAGCGGGUAGAAAAAGAGGACCAAGUAUUUUCCUGGGGAAGGGGGUGGGAAUAGACAAGGAGUUAGGGCUCAGUCCCUCUAAUGCCUGUGCCCUGCCCCCACCAGGGCCCCCUCCAGGCCGCCCUCACCUUUGUAGUCUGAAAGCUUCACCUCCUUGAAGGCGCCAUCCACCACGGCGGUGGCCUGGAAUUCCGGGGCGGGCUUUCCGAUGUGCGCGUAGCCGGAGGUCAUGACUGAAAGCCGAGACCCCCGCCCGGUCAGUGCGCCCUGGACGACCCUUUGUCCUCGCUUCCCAAGGUCACGCUGCGUACCGGGCCCAGUUACUGAGUCAGAGCGGCGGAGGCAGCAGCACUGCCUCGCACCUUCUCCGGGACCAGGUUGGCACGGCCUUGAGACUUUGGGAGACCCGCCCCCCUGGACAGCUAGAGGGGCCGGGCAGCUGCCGGCCGGCCCCCAGUUAGCGUGUCGGCCUGAGCGCGGUCGCGCAAGCCCACCGCCCCAGGAGGAGAUGCCGCGAGCUGGGGGCGGGGAGCCUGGGGAUGCGGCCUGUACUCCAAGGCUCUGGCCUCGUUUUUCCCCGCAAGGACAAAGGCGGCCACUACGGCGGGCGGAAAACAAAGGCGGCCAGCGCUGAGGUCCGGAUAGGGCCCAAGCUGCUCCAAGGGGACUCCCCGCAGCUCGAUGCACUCCAGGUGUCCAUACCUGCGUGGGAAAGGGCGGGACGCACAGACUCGCAGACGCACAGACUCGCUUUCGUAGGGCGAAGUGUGCCCUGGGCCUUGGAGCCUUUUAUAUUAGGCCCGAACCAUGACGCCUAGCGCGGAGGGGUGGGCGGACGAGCGGAACGGUCGGGUCCACUGCAAGCGCAGGGGAGGGAAAGAGGAGCCGGUCGCGACCACUUGCCCGCGGGCGGCAGGGGGAGACGCGCAGCCGCCGGCCCCGACCACUGCGUCGGCCCGCGGGGGUGAUGCGCGGGGCUCCUCUUUGGCGCGAGCUGGGGUCGGUUGAGUCCGGCAUGGCCCGGAGCGGUUUGACACUACUGUUGCUGCCUCUGAUACUCCUGCUGCUGGCAACUCCUGCCCAGGUUUCCCCCGACUACCAAUACUUCGGCGAGCAGGGAGAAGGGGACACCUGGGAGCAGCUGCGGCUGCAGCAUCUGGAGAAAGACUUGGAAGACUCUGCCCUUGGCCCGUGGGGAAAGUGGCGCUGUUUCUGCGACCUGGGCAAGCAGGAGCGCAGCCGCGAGGCUGUGGGCACAGCGCCGGGCCCGGUGUUCAUGGACCGCGAGAAUCUGGUUCAGGUGCGGCCCUGCCGGCAACGAGAUUGUUCAUCCUGCGGGCCGAACGACUGCGACUGGAGGCCCUGAGCCCGGCCCCGGCGGGCGGAGCUCCAGCGACACCCGGGCGGAGCUUGGAAAGCGACCCCGCCUAUCCAGUUCCCCAACCGUAGAGCUCGGCUGUCAGACUCGGGAACUACAAUUCCCAGGAAGCUGCACGGCAGCGACGUCGGCGU